Porites lobata is the source of this 390-nucleotide messenger RNA. Lineage: Eukaryota; Metazoa; Cnidaria; Anthozoa; Scleractinia; Poritidae. The record is from the annotation of a GenBank genome assembly.
AUGGACGCUUUCGAUCUCGUAGAUAUUCAAAGAUUACGUCACCCGAGGCUACGUAAAUACUCUUAUGAAUCAAAACUGUUAAAACUGAAAUCCAGAAUAGACUUUUUCCUAGUUGCCAAAAAUCUGACACAACAUGUGAAGAAAAGCGAAAUUUAUCCUUCUAUAGCACCGGAUCACCGAGCAAUUUACAUUUCUUUGUCUUGGACAACUGAAAAGUCUAGAGGACCCGGACUUUGGAAAUUCAACAACACGUUACUGAAGGAUGAACAUUAUGUGUCCAAAAUCCGUGAAACGUACUCCCGCACACGCGCUUUUUACUCCAAUUUGGCAGACGCACGCCUUCUUUGGGAAAUGUUAAAAAUGGAAACCAGAGCGGCAACCAUUGCUUAU